GCCUGUAGCGCGCGCUGGGACGCGUCUUUAGGACCCGGAUUGAGGCAAGAUGGCGGGCCGGUGCAGGAAUAAAAAUCUGUGUGCCUAGAGACAGAUUUUAGAAGCACUUUCUCUUCACAAUAUCGUUUUAAAGAUCAUGGCGGCGGCAGUAAAAUGGGUCAUAACAAACAGAAGUGUCUGGAAGCAUUUAUUUCCAAUCCAAAGUGGAGCUUUAUCUAUUGCUUGUCAUAAAUCUACGUAUUCUUCUCUUCCAGAUGACUACAAUUGCAAGGUAGAGCUGGCUUUGACAUCCGACGGCAGGACAAUAGUGUGCUACCACCCUUCUGUGGACAUCCCCUACGAACACACCAAACCUAUCCCUCAACCAGAUAUUUUGCAUAAUAAUGAAGAAACACAUGAGCAACUGAUAAAAACCAAAUUAGAAGAAAAAAGCAAACAACUUAAGCAAGGAGCCAUGGUAGAACAGCUCAGCAAGGUGUUCUUCACUACAAAGCAUCGCUGGUACCCACGUGGACAGUAUCACACACGUCGUAGGAAACCGAAUCCUCCCAAAGACAGGUGACUGUUCUUGAUUCUAUGAGCAUCGGACAUUUUGCUUUGUGUAUUACUUGCCAGUUGAGAAAUUGUACAUGGUGUACAUUAAGAUGUUCAAUAGGAAAAAAAUAAAAUAUUGUUUCAGAUA
Psammomys obesus (fat sand rat) is the source of this 682-nucleotide messenger RNA. It is a transcript of the gene Mrpl42, whose product is annotated as mitochondrial ribosomal protein L42. NCBI's taxonomy places the organism in Eukaryota, Metazoa, Chordata, Mammalia, Rodentia, Muridae. The record is from RefSeq and is a predicted model, not a curated record. The transcript is spliced from 6 exons. Gene Ontology annotation, cellular component: mitochondrial large ribosomal subunit. The coding region runs from base 137 to 562 and encodes 141 amino acids.